AUCAUUUAUAAGACGGUGAUAUUUCUCAAGCCAUUUCAUAUAGAACAAAAGACAUCAUGCCUACGGAAAUAGAAGAGCUCGUGGGCUUCAUCGCUCAUCCAAACCCCCAGAUCAGGGCCCUCGCAAUAGAGAACCUAGUCCCAUUUUCAGAGUCUGAGCCGGCUAUUUUCAAGACCGAGCAGCUUAAACCAGUCAAGCAUCUGAAAUUCCUUGUUCGAGAUAUUGCGAAAAUCGCCGAGCAUGCCUUGACUAUCCUUAUCAACUUGACGGGAGACCAGGAAAUCCUGGAGUUUGUGGCGACGGAUGAAAAAUUCCUGGAAAUGGUCUUCUCACACAUUGUCCAUCCCGAGGAGCCAAACGCAGACCUAUUGGCCAUGCUGCUCGCCAACCUCUCCAAAUUCGAGGGCUCAAAAGCCUUCUUCCACAGAAAACAAGAAGCGCCCUCACAACUCGGCUCCGAUGACCGCGUCAUCAACCAGCUCAUGGACCUCUUCGUCAAGGGCCAAGACGGCGCCUACAACAAAAAGGCAGACUUUGACUAUCUCGCCUACGUCUUCGCCGACCUCGCCAAGCACACCGAAAUCCGCCAAUACUUCCUCGCCGAGCAGCCCUACGACGGCGUCAUCCCCCUGACCAAGCUCAAAGUCUUUACCGAGCACAAGUCCGACAUCCGCAGGAAGGGCGUCGCAAACACCAUCAAGAACGCCGCCUUUGAGAUCCCCGCCCACCCGUCGUUCCUGUCCGAGUCGGACAUCAACAUUCUUCCUUAUAUCCUCUUGCCCAUCACCGGCAACGAAGAGUACGACGUCGAUGACACGAUGGACAUGUUGCCUGACCUGCAGCUCCUCCCGCCGGAUAAGAAGCGUGACUCAGACGCAACCAAUAUUCAGACUCACGUCGAGACGUUGACAUUAUUGACAACCACGCUGGAAGGCCGUGAGCUGAUGAGGAAGGUUAAAGUAUACCCAAUCAUUCGGGAGACACACAUGAGAGUCAAUGAUGAGGCUGUUCAAGAGGCAUGCGAUAGACUAGUACAGGUCCUUAUGAGAGAUGAGGCAGAUGAGGCACCGGCAGAGGCAGAAGAACACGUGGAAGCGCGCGUGAAAGAGAUUGAAGCAGAUGAGGAUGAUGAGCUCGUUGAGGUCUAAAAAGUUAUCUGUUCAUUGCACUUUUUUUCUUGUUUCUUUUCUCUCUCUGUGCGUCAUGGAUCUGGGAAAUUUUUAGAUUAGGAUACACACACAAUGUACAAUGGCAUGCGGAGU
This is a messenger RNA of Trichoderma virens Gv29-8, 1262 nucleotides long. RefSeq lists its product as uncharacterized. Bases 57 to 1148 code for a protein of 363 amino acids. The transcript is spliced from 4 exons. Lineage: Eukaryota; Fungi; Ascomycota; Sordariomycetes; Hypocreales; Hypocreaceae. The record is from RefSeq and is a predicted model, not a curated record.